Molecule: messenger RNA, 2888 nt
Organism: Paramormyrops kingsleyae
Lineage: Eukaryota; Metazoa; Chordata; Actinopteri; Osteoglossiformes; Mormyridae
Source: RefSeq, a predicted model, not a curated record
GGUCUCUCCAGCUAGGGAAGCAGGCAGAGGACAUCUCCAACUGAAAUGCAAACAGUGAGAGGAGGGAAUAGGAAAAACGAAAGGGGGAGGAACAGAGGAUUCAGGAGGAGAGAGAGAGGGGGAACGAGCGUGAGACGGAGAGAAGGGGAGUGGGACGAAGAGGAGAGCAGCGUGGGGUAGUGCUGCACUCAGGAGAUAAGAGAACCUCGCUGAAAACAGCAGUGUGCUUCCUCACGCCUGGGACCCCAGGAGGAGGAGGAGGAAGAGAAGGUGUGCUGUUACCCAACAGUGGAACAUCUGCCCCCCCCCCCUUGUUAGAGGAGACCAGAGACUCGGCUGUGCUGAGUCUGCCACAGGGGGGUGCUGGGGCGUUGGGAGGAACGACGGCUUGGGCACCGAGGGGCCGACUCCGAAGUGUCCAAGGCGGGGGAGGGGUUCCGUCAUUCCAGGGAGGGCCGGGAGCAAAACGGGGGGGUCCUGAGCACCGACGGAGAGGAGGGCACCCGCUGGAGCCAGCCACAUACCGACCUCUGCCACCGUCACGCCGGGACGCCGUGUUUUUGUAGGGGGCCGGCUAUGGACGACACGCUCACCUGCAGCCCCGCCUCCUUCUCGCAGGUGUUUGGCCGCCAGGGACAGCUCAUGCAGGCCACGGUGCAGUCCCUCACCAGCCUGAACGACCAGAUCUCCCACUUCAUGGUGAACAGGCCCCAGGCCCUGGACCAUGAGGAAAAUGCCUUCCUGCCCAACGAGAAGGACACCCUGAAGAAGUCAAUGACCUUGAUGAGGCACCUGCUGGUAGACGCCCAGGGAAAGAUCCUCAAAAUGAUGGAUGACAACAAGCAGCUGGCCCAGCGCAUCGACGGGGCCAUCCAGUCGGCCAGCCAGGAGGUGACUGAGCUGCGCUGCGAGCUGAGCGCCCCCCCUCGCCGGCUGGCCGAGCUGGGGUCCACCGACACCCCCGGCAUGGACAGCAGUCAGCAGCAUCGCCACGGUUUGUCUGGGAAUUUUAGGCAGAAGACAGUGACGGAAUUAUGUUUCCAGAACGACCGAUCAAGUCUGAUGGAUUUCAGUAACCCAGACACCUCCGUGGAUAGAGCGUUGCUGCAGGAUGAGGUGGCCCAGCUCAAGGAGGAGGUGCAUCUGCUGAAGCAGAUGAAGGACAUGCUGAGCAAGGAGCUGCAGGACUCCCCUUCUGAGGUGCUGUCCACCACCGAGCUCCGGGUGCAGCUGGAGCAGAAGGAGCAGGAGCUGGACCGGGCCAAGGAAGCGCUGCAGGCGAUGAAGGCGGACCGGAAGCGGUUAAAGGGGGAGAAAGGAGACCUGGCCAGUCAGAUGCAGCAGCUGUACGCCACGCUGGACAGCCGCGAGGAGCAGCUGAGGGACUUCAUCCGGAACUACGAGCAGCACAGAAAGGAGAGCGAGGAUGCGGUGAAGAAUCUGGCCAAGGAGAAGGACCUUCUGGAGAGGGAGAAGUGGGACCUGCGGAGGCAGGCCAAAGAGGCCACGGAACAUGCCAGCACACUCCGCUCCCAGCUGGACCUGAAGGAGAACAGGAUCAAGGAGCUGGAGGCUGAGCUGACCAUGGCCAAGCAGUCGCUGGCUACGCUCACCAAGGAUGUGCCCAAGCGGCAGUCGGUGGCCAUACCUACGGAUUCGGUGGUGAACGGGAGCCAGGAGUGGGUGCUCCACCCCGACCUGCCCCUGACCGCGGCCAUCCGGCAGAGCCAGCACACGCUGUACCAAGGGCACCCGGUGCACACCGUGGACAGGCAGGCAGCGGUCAGGAUCAGCCCCGCCCACUCGCGGCAGGCUUCCGUAAUCUCUGACGCCUCGGCCGCCGAGGGCGAUCGCUCGUCCACACCGAGCGACAUCAACUCGCCCCGGCACCGGACUCACUCCCUCUGCAACUCGAUGGAGGACCUCGACGACCAGAGGCGUAAGAAGAAGAAGGAGAAGAUCAGCCUGGGCUCUCUGUCACGGGUGUUCGCCCGCGGCAAGCAGCGCAAGUCCAUGGACCCGGGCCUCUUCGACGGCACCGCUGCUCCGGAAUACUACAUUGAGGAGGACGCUGACUGGUGACACCAUGACGAUGGCGACCAGCCGCAUGUACAUAGUAUACAUAAACACCAUAUAAAUAAACAUAAGUGUGCGUCUAAAGCUAUAUUUGCAUAUAUUGUUUUUAUAUGUGUUUAUAUAUACAGAACUGUAUAUAUACACAGAGCUAUUGUGUGUGGAUAUGUUUAGCUGUGGUUAAAAAAAAUUAUUUGUCUGUAUAUAUUAUAAUGUUUAUUUUUUUUAACUCAGAACUUGAAGGACUGUUGUGUAUUUUGUAAAUAUCAGUCACUGUAAAUUCUGUGUUUGUAAAUGUAUUUUGUUCAGCAUGCCUUUUAAUUUUCCUUUUAUACAUUUUAUAAGGCACUUCUAUUGCUCCCCCCAUAAUUAUGGUGUAGCCCAGUCGUCCCCCCCCCAGAAUGGUACGCUCCCGCCGCUGUUUCUGUGUGGGCUCUAUGUUUAAGUAAUCAAAUCGAACCUAUGACUGUGUCCAAAUCUGAAUUGGUUGGGCCAGAACCAACAGUCAUUGCCUGUGGCCGACGCAUGAAAAAAUCCCUCAUCUUCAAAAGACAUCCUGACUGAACAUUUCAAAAUUCCAUGUGGGAGUAAUUAUUUAGUAAUUAUUUGCAAGUAUUCAUGGUAAAAUGUGGGUGUUUUGCCCUCUGGGAUAGGAACAGUUUUGCAUGAUGUAGCAAGAGUGGUUUUCAGUUUGAAGCAGAACAUCCAGGCUUUUAGAAGCUGUAGGACUGGUCCGAACCCACAGUCUAUGGGCAGGACACAGAAACACAGAACAGUGAACGGGGGGUGGUGGAUGUACUCUGCGUGUGUGUGUU